CCAUCAUGUUGUUGAUUCGACGUCUUCCUCCGUGGGACGCCUUCUUCAUCCUCUCGCAGAUGCCUAUGUACAGGCUACUCUGAUUGAAGACUCGCUUGGAAUUAAUCCACUGUUUGAAUGCCUAGACGACAGGAAUCAUGCAGUCAAGGUCUUGGCAGAAUUUCAUUGAAGGCGGCCAUUGGGUUCGCUUGACCAUUCAGAGACCUUGGAUUGGCCGCAAUGGUCUUCGAAACACCACGAAGGGCUUAUUAUCCCGUUGAUGACCUUGGGCUUCGCUACAUGUGCGGCGUUCAAGUUCCGCCGAAGUUUCGUUCUGUCACUCACCAUGCGCUACAGCUACCAUCACCGGCCUUAUAAUGCUUCACGGUAGUCUUUUUUAUUCAGAAUUCGAAUAGUAUGCGUGCCCUCGAACAUUCACUGGUCUUUCUGACCUUUUUGACUGGGUUGUACGCGUAUACAUGGCCUUCGAACAUCGAUUACCUGGAAGGCGUCAUGUAUCAGCAGGCAGGAUACCGUCGAUUUGGCGUCAUCGACGGAGUGACGCCGUGCAGUUUUUCCAGCGAAGGAGAAGGAAAGCAAGCCGCAGCGGAAUGGGUUCGGACUGCGUUCCACGACAUGAUAACCCACAAUGCGGCUGAUGGAACUGGUGGAAUGGACGCAUCAAUCAUGUUCGAGAUGGACCGGCCAGAAAAUCCAGGAUCAGCAUUCAAUUCGACUAUGAACUUCAUGAUCAACUUUUACAACAUACAGACCUCCAUGGCCGACCUUUUUGCGCUCGCGGUGUAUGCUGCUGUCAGAGCCUGCGGCGGCCCUCGCCUCUCUAUGAGGGGAGGCCGUGUUGAUGCUACCGGCCCUGGAGUUGCAGGAGUUCCUGAACCUACCGACGAUUUGGAAACCAUCGUUGCUCAGUUCGCGACGGCGGGUUUCAACACAACGGAGAUGAUACAGAUGGUAGCCUGUGGACACUCUUUGGGUGGUGUACACGGCAUCGACUUUCCUGAUAUCACCGGAGACAAUAGCUCUACCAAUUUCGUCCAUUUCGAUAGCACCUUCAGCUCUUUUGAUUCUGCCAUCGUCACCGACUAUCUCGGUGGUGCUACCGGGAACCCUCUAGUUGUUGGACCAGAAGGUUCCAAUUCCGACCUGCUCGUAUUCACGGCGGAUGGUAAUGCGACGAUGCGUUCAAUUUCAGAUGCUCUCUCAUUUUCAAACACUUGCCAAGCUAUACUUCAGCGAAUGAUUGACGUCGUUCCCUCCUCCGUCACGUUAUCCGCGAUCAUCGACUCAAUUCCCAUCAAGCCCGUAGCGAUUCAGUUGACGUUCGACUCCAGCGGAACCCUUGCGUUCACAGGAGAGAUUCGUGUCCUGAUAUCGGACCGAGACGACACAGAACUGACGGUUCAGCUACAUUAUGCCGAUCAUGAUGGUGACAUCCCCUCUAACAACACAAUUUCCACCGCAGAAAUUCAUUCCACUGGAUAUGGUUACGAUGCAGAGUUUAAGUUCUACGCCUUUUCAGCGGCAGUGCCGAAUGGCAUCUCCUCUUUCAAUAUAUCCGUUGCUCCAUCCUCUGGCGGAGAGGAAACGUACGAUAACGGAGGCUCCGGGUAUCCCAUACAAGACAAUAUCAUUUUUCUCAGUUCGCAUUCUUGUCUUGUUCAAGAAACGGAUGCGAAUGGCAACUGGAACCUCACGGCUGUUGCAGCAGUCCGGAAUGAUGAGUCAUUGACGAAUCCUUCCUUUGAUGUUGUGGUGAAGACGCCGCGUAUUGGUAUACCCGUCCCUUCACUGGCUGUUGAGUCUUCUGCGAUGGAGGUCUGGAAUACGGAUGCGUAUAAAGGGUUUACCCUGUACACGGGCCAUUUCAGUCUUCCGAUUUAUUCGUGGUCGACAACGUUUGAUGUGACCGUGGGAGAGUAUUCGGACUCGUUCAAAUUCUCAACCGCUUUGUCUGGUACCUGUUCAUAGGAAAUAUUGGCCUGAAAUGUAUUCCAUUCAUUUGUCAGUGGUAGGAUAAACCAAUAUGAGAUUUCUGUGCUACAUUUUGCCAUCGUCUAGGCUCUCAGAUUCGUGCAGGAUGGUGAUGUCAAUUUUUGUAGAUAGUUUGUCGGAACUAGGGUAUGGCUUCUUGUCUUGGCAGAAUAUAUCGUUGAAGGUGGCCCUUACGCU
This is a messenger RNA of Guyanagaster necrorhizus, 2169 nucleotides long. RefSeq names its product heme peroxidase. The record is from RefSeq and is a predicted model, not a curated record. Gene Ontology annotation, molecular function: peroxidase activity; heme binding. Gene Ontology annotation, biological process: cellular response to oxidative stress; response to reactive oxygen species; hydrogen peroxide catabolic process. Lineage: Eukaryota; Fungi; Basidiomycota; Agaricomycetes; Agaricales; Physalacriaceae. Bases 397 to 1968 code for a protein of 523 amino acids. The transcript has 6 exons.